Necator americanus (New World hookworm) is the source of this 243-nucleotide messenger RNA. RefSeq lists its product as uncharacterized. Bases 1 to 243 code for a protein of 80 amino acids. The transcript has a single exon. The record is from RefSeq and is a predicted model, not a curated record. NCBI's taxonomy places the organism in Eukaryota, Metazoa, Nematoda, Chromadorea, Rhabditida, Ancylostomatidae.
AUGUGUAUCUCUUCGAGACCUCGAACGGGAAUCAGGGUGGACGGACAACCAAUAAAACUCGUCGAUGAGUUCUGUUACCUAGGCUGUACGCUGAAGAACAAUGGCAGCUACGAGAGAGAUGUUCAGCAAAGAUGCGCUAAGGCCACUUCUGCAUUUAACUCCUUAACGAAAUGCCUGUGGUCGAUCCCCAUCACCAACGAAGUCAAGCUGCGAGUCUACCUUCCCACAAUUCGCCCAUCAUGA